Messenger RNA from Gongylonema pulchrum, 882 nucleotides. Lineage: Eukaryota; Metazoa; Nematoda; Chromadorea; Rhabditida; Gongylonematidae. The record is from the annotation of a GenBank genome assembly.
AUGGGAUUAAAAUUAGAAAAAGAUGAAGGAGCGGAAAACGGAGCUUCUGCUUGUGCAGAAGUAGUAAUCGAGGAUGAACCCUUAGAAUCUCAACAGCAGGAACAUCAAGUGACUACUGAACUUGCAGAAUUGACUGCCGAAAACACUGAUGAGCCAAUUGAUUUACAGGAUUUGCAGAAAGUCAUAGGACGACUUGGCGAAGUAGAUUCAACAACUGCUACGCAUGAGGAAUACCGCUGUUCGGAAUUAAAAGAAGGGUUGUCCGAGACAGAUACUGACACAUAUACAGGACAAAUCCGUGACGUGAGAACAACUGAAAUAGUUCUUGCGGGGCUUCAAGAAGAUACUGGCAAAGAUUCAGAGGGAACUGUGUUUGUGAAGAAAGCUGUGGAAAAUGAACAGUUUAAUGAAUCUGUGAUAAAAGGUGACGGUGAAGAAGCUGGUUUUAGUACAUCUCCGGAAUUUUCGUCAGAGCCAUUUGAUGAUGGUGCUUCAAUGCGAGAUGCAGAACCGGAUUACAAAGGCAAGUCUUCCCUAAAGACAAAACUUACUAAAAUUGCAGUGCCAAAAUCUGCUGCUACAGAGCUGCUAGCAGUGCCUGUAGUUCUUGCAGCUGUAGAGGCGUCAGUGGGUUAUAAGCAUGCUGUUGGGAAAUCCAUUUUGUGCAGAAUAUGUAGCCGAAACGCUAAAUUAGAGGAGUAUGGUGAUGGAGAGUGCUCUGAUAAAUACGAAGAAAAAAUUAUGCAGUUAAAACAGCUAGACUCAACUCAGGUUAUCUCAUGCACACAAAGGAAAUGGGCUGUGUUAGACUCCACUGAAAAUAAAAUGUUGGCAGCGGAUUAUAUUGCAAUGAACAAAUCAGUAAGUGAGAAAGAAAUAUAG